UAUUAGAUUCGUCUGCGAAUUAACGCAGGGUUGCUAAAGUAAUUUUCACCCCUAAACCAAACACUGCCUCUGACAAGAAGACUAGCCUGCCAGCUUCACCUCCCAUUCCAAUCGCCGAUUUGCCAUUCACCGCCCGCAACUGCCCCCCUCUCCACCACCAUCGCCCGCGCGCUCACGAGCUCGUCAGAAUCCUCGAGUGUUAAGAUGGAUUCAAGCAAUGCUCAAUCUGAAGGUUCAGCCCCAUCUGUUCCAAAAAACCCUGCCAUGGCUUCAUGCCGGAAGAAGAAAACCGAUGAUGAUGCUACCUUCAUCGAAGAUCUGAAAGACCAUAUCGAUGAGUUCAUUCAUGCCUCCAUGGAUGAACACAAGACCUGCUUUAAGAAGACAAUUCAGAAGAUGUUUGGGAUGUCAAAGGUUGUUGCAGAGCGAUCAGCCACGGGGGCAAAGGAAGCUGAAGUUGAAAGUGCUCUGCCUCUUCAAACCAGUGUCUCGCAGUAGAAUGUAUUGGUGUGGUAAUCUGUUCCUCUGUGUUAUCUGCAACACUGAAGUGUCGGCAGUAGUAUGUUUUGGACUUUUGGUUACUGGAUUCUAGUGUCUCAUUCUCCGAAGUUUGCUUUAUGAGUACAAUCAUGUCAUAAACACAGAUUUUAGACUAUGUAGGAGUGCAAGUUUGGGAUUGAAAUAUCGCCGUGCUUAUACUGGUUUCUGAUGUUGUAAUCAAAGUUAAUUCAGGUUUGAUUUGGUUUCACAGAA
Messenger RNA from Panicum virgatum (switchgrass), 753 nucleotides. RefSeq lists its product as uncharacterized. The record is from RefSeq and is a predicted model, not a curated record. The transcript is spliced from 3 exons. NCBI's taxonomy places the organism in Eukaryota, Viridiplantae, Streptophyta, Magnoliopsida, Poales, Poaceae. Bases 205 to 498 code for a protein of 97 amino acids.